Mustela lutreola (European mink) is the source of this 1776-nucleotide messenger RNA. RefSeq names its product receptor interacting serine/threonine kinase 3 (gene RIPK3). The record is from RefSeq and is a predicted model, not a curated record. Gene Ontology annotation, biological process: protein phosphorylation. Lineage: Eukaryota; Metazoa; Chordata; Mammalia; Carnivora; Mustelidae. Gene Ontology annotation, molecular function: ATP binding; JUN kinase kinase kinase activity. Bases 148 to 1605 code for a protein of 485 amino acids. The transcript is spliced from 10 exons.
UGGGUAGGAGAGCAACUAGGCAGUCGGAAGUCAGAAGCCCUGCAGUGACAUAGAGAUUGACCCCUCUGAAGACCCCCUGCCCCUCUCUGCCACCAACCCCGCUCCCAGAAGUCACUCCUUCCCUGUGGACUUGCACUUUCCAGCCCGAUGUCUAGCGGCAAGUUAUGGCCCAGCAGUACCCCAGCCUCUCUGGUGUCUGUCGAAGAAUUGGAGAACCCAAAGUUCAUCGGUGCAGGCAGGUUCGGGGUGGUGUUCCGGGCGCGACACAGGACGUGGGGUUUAGAUGUGGCUGUCAAGAUCUUGAAGGGGAAGGCGAUAUCCAAGGAGAUGAAAGCCAUGGCAAGUCUGCGUAACCAGCACAUACUGCUCCUGCUGGGGGUCACCCAGGAGCUCCAGUGGGAAUCCACCUGUGGGCCAGCUCUGGUGACUCAGUUCAUGGAAAAUGGUUCCGUGGCAGGGCUGCUGCAGCCCCACUUUCCUCGGCCCUGGCCUUUCCUCUGCCGCCUGCUGCAGGAGUUGGUACUGGGGAUGUGUUAUCUGCACAGCCAGAACCCCGUGCUCCUACACCGGGACCUCAAGCCCUCCAACGUUCUGCUGGACUCAGACCUGCACGCCAAGCUGGCAGAUUUUGGCCUGUCCACAUUUCAGAGAGGCUCAAGGUCAGGGGCUGACUCCCCAGAGCCAGCCUACUUGGCCCCUGAACUGUUGUCUGAUGUAAACCGAAAGGCCUCCAUGGCUAGUGAUGUCUACAGCUUCGGGAUCCUAAUGUGGGCAGUGCUAGCUGGAAGAGAAGCUGAAACAGUGUCUGGGACAUCACUUGAGCAGGAAGCAGGGUGUGAGAGGCAGAUUCGGCCCCCGCUGACCAAGCUACCCCAACCCAGCGCUGAGACUCCUGGCUUGGCAGGACUGAAGGAGCUAAUGCAACACUGUUGGAGCCAGGAGCCCAAGGACAGGCCCUCCUUCCAAGAAUGCCGACCAAACACCGAGGAAGCCUUCAACCUGGUAAACAAGGAGAUAGAUGCCGCAGUCUCCACAGUGAAGCAAUUCCUGCAUGAAAACCAGGGCAGCAACAGGAUGUCCUCUUCGCCUAAGCCAGGCCCAGAAGGGACAGAAACGGAAGGCCCUAGGGGAACCACAGGAAGCCAUGACAUCAUAGCCACGGAGAUGCUAAACAAACUAAAUCUGAAGGAGUUCCCCAGCUCUGUUCCUAAAAAAUGUACAAACCUUCCCAAGGGGAUCAGGGCACAGGGAGACAAGGUUCAGCCUGCCAAGAUAGCAGGAAUGCCUUUCGAUUCAACAGCCCCAUCUCCCCAGACUCCAGAGACCUCACCUUUAAGAAAUUGGGUACCCAGCGCCAAGUUGGCUUGGACCCCAGGUUCCGGACCUGCAGGGAAUCAGGGGGCUGAGAGACGUAGCACCAACUGGUCUCCCAGGGCACCACAGCCCAAUCCAAUACCAGGUAACCCUGUUACCAUACAUGACAGCCACGCGGUGCAGGUGGGAGACAACAACUACUUGGUUAUACAAGAAGGAACUGCUUUGCCAACGCAAGGCCUGGAGCCCUGGGGCAUGGGUCGAGGCUGGCCGCGUGCCCCACACAAGUAGGUUGGAAAGGAGAGCCACAAGAACCAAGAAGCCUGGAGCAGACUGGUGGCAGGGCCAGUAUGAUGCAACUUCUGAGCUACCUCUUGGAUGUGAGGUAAUUAGCUGAGACUUUCUUUGAAGGCCAACUGAUUUGUGCACAUGGAAGUCAAUAAACAUGAUGGUUUUUUUUUU